Messenger RNA from Schistosoma mattheei, 1803 nucleotides. The record is from the annotation of a GenBank genome assembly. NCBI's taxonomy places the organism in Eukaryota, Metazoa, Platyhelminthes, Trematoda, Strigeidida, Schistosomatidae.
AUGUGUAAUCUUCAACCAAAGAAAACUUCACAAAAUUCUGUUAGACGACAUACAUAUGUAAAUUUAUCUAAUGAUGCACAUGAAACAGAUCGACUGAUUGAUGCGUUAAAAGAUAAUCAUUAUAAUUAUAAAAUAAAUAAUAAAGUUAAUGAUAUAGAAUUAGAUAAACGAAAUUGGGCACCACCUAUGUAUAUAUCUAAUGAACAAAGAAAUAAACGUAUCACUCUUACAUAUCCAACAUCUUAUGAACAUGUAAAUUCACCAACUGAAUCAAUAAAUUAUACUACAGAUCAAAAUACUCUCAAUUAUUAUGGUCAAGAAAAUGUAAAUUUUACUGAUCCAUUUAAAUUUUCACCAUCUGAACAAGAAUUAUGUCAAAAUUCUACAUUACAAACAGAAAUUCAACGAAUCAAAUUUAUUCCAUCAAAUACUUCUCAUACUAUUGGUGCAAUUCCCAAUAAAAGGACUGCAUUAUUUUCAUCAGAAAAUAAUACACCUACAACUAUAAUAGAUCUUCGAAGUGAGUUGGAUGCAUCACAAGCACGUUUAGCUGAAGCCCAAGCACGUCUACUAGCUAAUGAAGCUGAACGUAUUCAGAUAUUGAAAUCAUGGCAAAAUGAACUGAUCAAGCAAUCUCAAUUAAUUAAUGCAAGUAAAGCGGUCUGUAAUAAUUCACCAAUUCCUCAAUUUUCAUCUAAUUUACAUUUAACAAGUACAGAAAGUAAUUUACACUGUAAUCCUGAUGAAAGUGACUUUAAUGAAGGUGGACCUAGAUCAAUAUCAGUAAUACCUUUACUAAAUUCAAGCGGAUUGAGAUCACAAAAUUACUCCGAAAGUAUCUAUGAUUAUGAUGAUAGUGAAUUGAUGAAUAAUACUGAACCAAAUAAACAAUACAUUACUGAUACAAAUAUUCAAUCAUAUAAUAGUAAUGGGAUUAAUCGAAAUUUUGGCUUACAUGCAUCAUCUCCUAGCUCAUAUAUAAAGUCAUUAAGAUCACAUACCAAUCAACCUCGUAUGGGAGCGUCUGCAGUUGUCACAAACUUACACGACUAUCACGGGGCACCACCAAUGAGUGAUUAUCUUCAGUCGACAAUGCCACGAAGUAGAAUAGUAACCAAUCGGGGUUAUCAAUUACACAAUACUACUACAACCAUUACAUCACCAACUAACACGGAAUUAGACGAAUUCUGUCGAAUAUCACGUAGUCCUUCUACACCGGGUUUAUCUAACUCAAACUUCACACAUACUCCUCGUGUAGAUCCUGCUGGUGAUAUGGACAAAGAGUUGAAUUCAGCAGACAAUUCAAUUGACCCUGUUACUAAUGACGAAGAAUUCGCUAGACAAAUUCAAGCUAUUGUACAUGAGAACAAUCAACAUUUAUAUUCAUAAUAACUAAAUUCACAAAUGUAAUGAGGCAUAUCAUCCUCCUUUCUUUCUAAAUGCACAAAUUGCGACGACAACAACAGCAAUACUACUACGACUACUAAAUAUACUAUUUGAUAUGUAAUUUCUGAUUCAUUUGUCACGGAAACAAUAAUUUAUAUUUUUCUUUGCUCACAUAUCAAACCUUUUGCCCCUCCCCCCUCUACAAAAAUAUAAACAAUAACGAAAAUAAGAACAAAGGAAAUUCAUUCUCUUCCCCCCUUCUAUCACUAUGGUAAUUUAUAAAUAAUUACUUGAUAUAUAUAUAUUACUUUUUACAUAAACAUGCAAGUGAACUUUCUAUAUAUUUUGUUUAUCAUUUAUUUAUAUGAAACUGUUCACUACCGCAACCACUAUCAACUACAAUGACUAAACCGGCAC